GGGAGGAGCCGUGUCUUAUAAAAAGCGCUUUUUGUCCCAAACGAAAACAGUCUCAGCUCAGAGCGACCAGAGAGAGCACUGCCGCAGAGACGCCGCUGACGCACGGGACAAACGCACGGGACAAACGGACAGUGACGUCGUGUCGUAACAAGGACGUAACGGAGAGACGUGACUCUGCAGAGACCUCCACCAAAACAACAGCGCACCUCUGGACCAGGCUGAACCGGGGCUUCGAGCAAAAUGCCGUUUUCCGUUAACGGCAUCCUCUGCGCGCUCGUGCCGCUGCUGCUGUGGCGCGCGGAGCAGCGCGUGGAGGCGUGCAGCUGCGCGCCCGUGCACCCGCAACAGGCUUUCUGCAACGCAGACGUAGUGAUCCGUGCGAAGGUGGUGGGAGAGAAAGAGGUGGAUUCUGGGAACGACAUUUACGGAAAUCCCAUCAAGAGGAUCCGCUAUGAAGUCAAACAGAUCAAGAUGUUCAAAGGUCCGUCUCAGGACAUCGAGGCGGUGUUCACGGCUCCGGUCUCCGCCGUUUGUGGGGUCACUCUGGACGCCAGCGGGAAGAAGGAGUACCUCAUAUCGGGUAAAGCAGAGUCCGCGGGCAGCAUGCACAUCACCCUCUGUGACUACAUCCAACCCUGGGACUCCCUCAGCACCACCCAGAAGAAGAGCCUCAGCCAACGCUACCAGAUGGGCUGUGACUGCAAGAUCGUGCGCUGUCCCUCUCUUCCCUGUGAGAUCUCGGCUCCUGAGGAAUGCCUCUGGACAGACUUGAUGAUUGAGAAGCAGGUUUACGGUCGCCAGGCCAACCACUACGCCUGCGUCAAACGCGUCGACGGAUCCUGUUCCUGGUACAGAGGAGUGGCCCCGCCCAAGAAGGACUUCCUGGACGCCGAGGACCCCUAGAGGCCACAGCACCGCACUGCAAGCCCGCACACAUCCACACAGAUACUCAUAAAGCAAAGUCCCACAUACAAAAUGGAGGUUUCUGAGCGUUUAACCCAAUAAAUAAAUAAAUAAAUAUUGUUUUGUAGGUUGUUUUCACGUGACUCUGUAAAUACUGGGCCUGUCCACACGAAACAAAAAUUAUAAAGUGGGUGGAAUUUUAUCUGAAAAGACUUUAAACCAUGACGAGUUUGUGGAUCCAAUCCCAAACAAAUAAGAAUGAGAAGGUUCAACAUUUGUGGAUCAGAAGUUUGGAUAUUUAUUUCAAAAACCGCGAAUCUCCCGUAGCGUUAUAUAUAUAAGCCCCUCCCCCAAAUCUGAAACUUAUGACAUCAUCAAAUUCUCCAAACGUGAACACAACCUAUCCCCCCUCCCUCGUUUUGAAGCGAAAAGUAUUGGAGUUUUUUCUCAGACAGAUCAAAGUGACCUCAUGAGACGCAGACGGGUCGCGUGAUGUCACUUCCUCCUGAGGCUGGCGUCAGGUGGACUUUUAUUUUGAAAAGAACAAAGCACUUCCUGCCCCUGAAAGCUCUUAGCUCCGAACUCCAUAUUAACCCUAACUAUCAUUAACCGUUCACUAUUUAAUCGAAACUGUGGCGAUUACUUUACUUAGCUAGGCCUAAUGCUAAUGCUAACGGUACAGCUAACAGCAAAAACAGCAGCUGCAGCAAACGUCGUUAACCCGAUUUGACGUACACGGAUAAAACCCAUUUUGUUUUAUUUUUCUGUUCAAUUAACGGGUGAAGUUGUGUUUAUAAUUUUUUUUUUUUACUUUUUAUUAACAAUUAGAAUUAUUUUACCUAAAGGUGCACUGCGUAACUUUUCAUGCUGGCGCGCCUCCUGCUCGUCUCCGUGGAGCUGUUAUUACAUUGCCUGUAAUAUUCCGCACUAUGGCAUUACACACAAAAUAUACUCAAAAAUACACGGACAAAAACGGGGGGGAAAAAAGUUUAUUCUUUCUGCGCGUGGACUCGCCUCUCCACAGAUCCGACCUGUAUCUUGACCUGGCAUCACCUGCUUGUCUCUGUGGAGAUACAGUUAAUGCCAUACUGGGGUAUAUCCCAGUCGAACCAAUCAUCAAUCUCCGUAGAAACAAGCAGGCGGCACACUGUACGACAGAAAAAGUUCCGCAGUGCAGCUUUAAGUUCUCUGUCCAUUGCCGUAGCUGUACAGAAAUCUGCAUAUACUUCAGUUGUUUUUGUUAUUUUCAGCUUUAGAAAAACUAGAUUUGCACUUUCGAAGGACACACCCAGACUCUGAGUGAUAACGCUUCAUAAUUAGCCUAUAGCGAAACUAGCUAAUUUCCGCUUUUUAAACUGAAAUGAAAGAAACUGCUUUGUGUCGAUACUGAUGAUUGUAAAUGAUAUAUUCUUGUUAUUCUCGCAGACUUAAAUAUUGAGAAAUCGCUUCAGUGUUUCUACGUUUGAAAUUACUCACCGCUAAACCGCCGUCCUUUGUGCUGUUUUUACGCUUUUUCCGGUAGAGGUUAUGCGCUGACAUCAUUUUACACCGAAAAACGCCCCAAAACAUUCGGACUAACUGACAAAAAAGAGACAAAAAUGUGUUUCUUUGCUUUUUUUUUUAGCUAAUUUUUCUCCAUGGAGCUAUUUUUUUGUUUGUUUUUUUUCAGCUCAAAUGCUUAUCUAUUAUCACUGACUGGGCAGAGCUUGGCUAGCUUGUUAGCUAACGAUAGCAGGAGGUAAAGGACACUAGCUAGCUCCAUAACAAUUAACAUCUUCAACACGCAGACUCAUAAACAUCAGAUUUAAUAAAAGAAAGUUUCAGUUCUGUGUCUGAUCCAAAGCCGAUAUCAGCGAAUGUAAGUGCAGCCUGCCCCGCGGUUUAGCUAACGGCUAACUAGCGUUCUACUGUUGACUUGAUUUGAAGUACUCAAUUCAGUUAAGUAAAAGUACAGAUACAGAGGUAAAAACGUACUCAAGUUCCAUCCUCAGACCCAAAGCAAACAAAAGAAACAAAGGGGAACAAUAGUAGGGCCAUUAAAGGCUGAGUAGGGCCAUUAAAGGCUGAAACUGGAGACAGUAGGUUUUUACAGUUUCAGUGUAGUUGGCCUCUUUCAGAUUUAAACUUUGUCUAUUGCUACUCAAGUAAAAGUAUCACAUAAAUAAAAAGUAUUAAAAGUAUUAAAGUUCACGGUUAAAAAUGUACUUUAAGAGUAAAAAGUGACAAACUAACAACAUGUGUGAAAUACGUUUAAAGUGUAAAUGUAGAGAUAUUGAUUGAAAAUUACACAUAUUUUGGUCAACAGCAGAAACACGACUCAACGUCUUAAUUUUUCGUAUUUAUUUUUGUUGAAACUUGAACUCAAAAACACGAACACGGUAAAAAAAAACCAAAAAAACUCCUCAAAUCGGAUGAAAAGUACUUUUUACUUUUCAGUCCAGUUCAAAAAUGUAAUGGAGUAGAAAGUACAGAUACUGCACUCACAUGUACUGCAGUAAAAGUAAGAAGUACCCACUGUAAAAUGUACUAAAGUUGAAUUUUUAGGUAUCUGUACUUUACUUAAGUGCAGUACUUUAAAUAGUGGUGGAACGAAAGUAAAAGUAGUAGAGUCUGGAACAAAGUAAAUAUUUAGCAGAGUUGUAGACUUUUAUAUUUGUUAUUAAACUUAAAUUAAAGCAGCUUUUUCACAUUUUUUAUUUGCUUUUAUAAAAAAAUAAGUCAUUACUCACCAUUGGCCGUCGUAUAAAGCUGCGCCUCUUUUCCGAAUGUUGUGAUGUCAUCUGCAUAACCUCUACGCGUACAAUAAAAUAACAAAACGAGUAUUAUUUAAAGGAUUUUGAUUUUUUUUCAUCAUUUUUUCGUGUGUUUUUGACGUUAGCUUAGCGUCGGGUGGCUCUUGCGCUGGGAAACCGUAAGAGUCGAACUGCUUUUUGUUACAGAUGGAAAAAUGUGGGGACGAUUGUGCAUGUUUAAAAAUGUGUAAAGUUUAAAAAAAAAAACAUCAAAUAAUCAAUAUUAUCAAUAAAACCAAAUGUUUCAAACAGGAA
This is a messenger RNA of Periophthalmus magnuspinnatus, 3950 nucleotides long. RefSeq names its product TIMP metallopeptidase inhibitor 2a (gene timp2a). The record is from RefSeq and is a predicted model, not a curated record. Gene Ontology annotation, cellular component: extracellular matrix. Gene Ontology annotation, molecular function: metalloendopeptidase inhibitor activity; protease binding. The transcript is spliced from 5 exons. Gene Ontology annotation, biological process: negative regulation of endopeptidase activity; negative regulation of membrane protein ectodomain proteolysis. Bases 241 to 903 code for a protein of 220 amino acids. Lineage: Eukaryota; Metazoa; Chordata; Actinopteri; Gobiiformes; Gobiidae.